CUCGAUGUUCCGAAAGACGCGUGGUGCACGCUGCAGAAUCGUAGGUGGACGUGAAGGGGCGCAGGCGCCGUGCCCAAAAGCGAUAGUCAGUCGUCGGCGGAAGCUGAAACGCGCGGCUUCGGGGUCGCCGCAAAUGCAAACGUGUGGCGUAGCCUACGGCGUGAUAACGCCGACGCAGGUGUAUACAUUUUGCACGCGCCAAUUAUCGACGAGGACCGGCGUGUCGAGCUCGCGGUAACGAUCCGGCCGCGCGAAGAGACGGACAAUGGCCCGAGAACGUUUUUUCGGUCGCGCAGUGCUUCGUAGAUAAGAAGACCAGAAUCCAGAAUAUAAAAAACAAAGAAUCUGCAACGGAAUGCCACGCAUUGAAAAAGAGCAGGUUGAAUGCAAGCUGCAGUCAUCUCGGAAUGCAUCGUCUUGAAGUGAUUACGCUAUCCGACUCUGCGGCCCUGAUUACACUGAGAUGCUCACGAAUAGAUAUGAGACACAACGAUGAAGACCGGCCUCGUGAAUGAACGCGAGAUGGACGUCUGAAUCGAAGCCGUCAUGGCCCCGUUUCUAUUGAUCCUGCCGUUGCUGGCAUCGCUGCGCUACCUGAUACAGCCGAUCGACUGUGCGAUCAAAGGCGGAUCCACGGAAGAGAGCGACCUGAUUGAGCCCCACGCGGGACCAAAAGUCAUCAAGGGUGUUUUAGCGCAAACUGGCGGAAACGCGCUGCUGCCCUGCCAAUUCAACAGUCCUGGAAUAGUAACGUGGAUCAGACGAAAAGACAGACAACUGCUCACAUUGGGUAGAGACACACAUUCCAUAGAUACACGUUUCGUUGUCGCAAACGGUCCUGGCUGGAAUCUACUGAUUAAGAAUGUCAAGCAAGAAGACGCGGGUCUUUACGAGUGUCAGAUCCAGACGGCACCGAUGCAGCAGCGAUUCGUGCGACUGAACAUCACGGAGGCGUACUCGGUGAUACCGGGUGGACCGGAUCUUCACGUGAAGCAGGGAACCAGCCUGCGUUUGGAGUGCCAGCUGAUGGCGGCUGCAGAACCACCCAGCUACGUGUUCUGGUAUCGCGAGGCGCGCAUGAUAAACUACGACAACGAGCCCGGCGUUAGGUUCGAGCUUAGGGAAAACGGCUCCGUGCUCGUCGUAGAAAAGGUAAAGCUCUCACAUGGCGCGAAUUACACGUGUUCGCCGAACAACGCCAGGCCGGCCCACAUCAUGAUACACGUCAUCGAAGAGGAGGAGAAACCGGCGGCCAUGCACGGAGGCGAUCGGCGAAAUUCCACGGCGGCUACGUCAAGCAGCACCAUACUGAUCCUCGUGGCUCUCCUGAUUAUUGCAGAUGUAAGACAGUGCUUCCAGGUUCUCGUCUGCCACGCCACGUGACUAUCGCAAAUGUGAUUGGCAAAUAUCGAGACUUUUUGGCAAAGUUCGUUGAGAGAAGUUCAAAUAUUUCGCACUUUUUUUCGGCGGUUUACAACGCCUUGUCGAAUUCACGUACAUUGUGAUCCUUAGCUCAUUUCACGUCUCGCUCUGGCGAUGCGGGGCGAAACCCAAAGGUUCGCGGAGGAAAAUGUGACAGAUUCCGCGUGGGAUCAAAGAAAAACCUAUUUGCGAGUAAACUUAAAGCGAGAGGAUUCAACUGCAGACAGUUUUCCGAGAACCUGUAUCCCCAGUGGCGAAAUCUAAGGAGGACUGCGAAGUUUCACGUAAUCAUGUAACUUUCGUUUAAAGAAACGUCUUAUUCAAGUGACACUGCUUGAUAGAAACUCCGCUUGAACUCGUAACGAGUGAAUAAUAUUCGUGGAAUGAGAUUUGGUCGUCUUUCGACGUGGGCGAAUUUGUUCGCGAACUUCAAGAACCAACUUGCUGCCUUGUUGUCGUUGGUCAUCAUAAACUCUCGUGCAUUAAAACAAAAGUUUUUUUCCGCGAAAACUUAUCGGCUCUGAUUAUGUUAUAAUAUCUUCAAAGACGAGAUUUUAUUGACCGCUUAUGAGCUAGGAAUAUUACUUAUUUUCUUUUUCUCUCAGUACAAAAUUGUCAAUCUUUUCUGCGUUUCCAGAUAUUCGGAAAUGUAUGUCGAUAAGAAAUUUUAAUAUAAGGGAAUAGGACAAGACGUUAAUCUUUUUUUAUAAUAUUAUCGGUAAAAAUAACAGAGAACAAUCGUGACCUAGCAAUAUAUAUAUAUAUUAAACGAAUUCUUGAACUCUGGCGAAAUUAAAAAUCUUUUUCGACAUCUUUACAUUUCGUAGAGCAUUACAAUCCCAGAUGUAUUACAUCUUCGCGAUGAAAUCUCGUCGUGAGGCAGACAACAUUUCAUCAUGGGAAUCAGGUAUUAUUUGCCCCUUAUAGUUUGGCAAGUUUCUAGCAAGCAGUUUAAUGCAAAUGGGAUAUUGAGUUCUGUAAACAAAAGUUGCGCUUAGAACCGUCGGUUCAACGUUAGCUUUCAAUGUUGAUGAUAAUAAACUCUCGCAAUUUGGCAUUGUAAAUAUUAUAGUAAGAUAAUGAAAUUAUCUCAUAUACGGAUGCGUGCAUUUGAAUUUCAAGUAAAGAUUUUUAAAAAGACUUGUCAGUGCGAAUCAUAGAAUCAGAUUCACACUCAAAAUCGUAUCCAUAAAUAAACUGCCAAUUCGCAACUCGAUUUAAUCAGGAAUAAAAGAAAUAUGUUUACCCGCACGACUCACGCGCAUACUUCCAAAGUUGAUUCUUUACAAUACUUGUAUUUGCUGUAUAUUAGAAAGCAUGUAUCAGCGUUGAAGUCAUUUUAUUUCAUAUGUGUGCAAUAUACAAUAUUGUCGUUAUGCAAAUUGAAUAAAUAUAUUAACAUUCCCUAAUCAGUAAGUUCAAGAAAAUGUAUUGCCAAUAAAAGUUAAAAAUAAAUUUUUAAAUAUGUUAUUUUACAUUAUAAAAAUAUGAGAUAAAAUGUUCUACUUUUACAGAAUUUAUUAGAUGAAGUAUUUAAAUCAUACAUGAUGUUAAGUAAGUAUAAUUAAAUUAUAUUAUUAAAACAAAGGAAUUACAUAUGGAAUUGAAAUGUACAGUCUAAUGAAAUGGCUCGUAAUAAAUUGUUAAAACUUACAACAGUAUUACUACUUUUAACAUUAACGAU
Messenger RNA from Vollenhovia emeryi, 3106 nucleotides. Its product is annotated as tyrosine-protein kinase-like otk. Bases 547 to 1383 code for a protein of 278 amino acids. Gene Ontology annotation, biological process: synapse organization. Gene Ontology annotation, cellular component: neuron projection membrane. The transcript is spliced from 7 exons. The record is from RefSeq and is a predicted model, not a curated record. Lineage: Eukaryota; Metazoa; Arthropoda; Insecta; Hymenoptera; Formicidae.